This is a messenger RNA of Drosophila montana, 1215 nucleotides long. Its product is annotated as integral membrane protein 2B. The transcript is spliced from 3 exons. Bases 140 to 1102 code for a protein of 320 amino acids. Gene Ontology annotation, molecular function: amyloid-beta binding. Gene Ontology annotation, cellular component: extracellular exosome; Golgi apparatus; plasma membrane. Lineage: Eukaryota; Metazoa; Arthropoda; Insecta; Diptera; Drosophilidae. The record is from RefSeq and is a predicted model, not a curated record. Gene Ontology annotation, biological process: negative regulation of amyloid precursor protein biosynthetic process.
AAUAAUUGAAGAGUAAACACAUUACAGGUGUAGUUGGCAGCAAACGUCUGGGUUUUUUUCGGUUAACUAUUCAACAAAAUUUCAAACGAAAUUGCUCAAUAAUCUAGAACACACCGAACAUAAAGUUAAACAAGGAAUUAUGACGAUUUUGGCUAAAUUAACAGGUGAAAAGAAGGAUCUGGAGAAGGUGCCGUUGCCAUUGCAUCUAAAUGACGAGGCUAUCAUGCAUCAUGGCUCACUAAUCAGUCCUAAAAUAGCGUACAGCGAUGCGGACACAGAAUCGAUGGUCUUCAAUCGGCCGCAAUAUAACUGUCUGAAAUCGUUUCUCUUGUUCCUGAUCGCCAUUAUCGUAAUGCUGAUGGGCGUCCUGGGGGGCUGGACACUUUACCGGCUAUAUACACCGAAUCAUUCGAGCAUGCGCUACCAUGCCCUCUGCGAUAUACCCUAUGCGGAGGACUCAAUGGAGAUGCCACGUUUCUAUGCGCGCAACGAUGACGCCUUCACCCUAAACUGGCGCUCCCUGUUGCCCCAACUCUCCGGUAACAGUGCGGGCAGCCAGUUGGGCGAGGUCAACGAUAACUACUUCCGCGAGGAGAUCGAGCUGGAUAGCAGCGAUGAGGAUGGCUAUGCCAAGAUCGAUGUGCCCGACUUUAAGGAGGGUCGUCACGGGCGUUUCAUGCACGACUUCAAGGAGAACCAGUCGGCCAUCAUCGAUACCAUCACCAACCGCUGCUUCAUCAUGCCGCUGGACCGCGACACCACCCUGCCGCCCAGCAGUUUCGUUGAUCUGAUGCAGAAAAUGGGCUCCGGCUACUAUAACAUCGACACGGAGCGUGUCCGUCGCAAUAUGCGCAUCAUAACACCCCGCAUCACCGAUCUGUCGAUGAUCUCGGAGCGCAUAGCCAACGAGUGCUACGACAUGAAGGUCUACAUGAUGGAGAAAUAUGUGUCUGGCGUUGCCAAGCGAUCAGCCGAACCUCUUCCAGAUGCCGGCAAGUAUGCAGAGUUCAUGGGUAAGGGCGUAAUCGAAUACGACCUGUCCAACAUAGCCGAGGUGGAGGCCUACGAGGCGAACGAGGCCCGCCAGCAGCAGGUGGCUUGAGCUACAGUUGGUCGUGCGCCGCAAAUGUUUUAAAUUAUUAACAUAUGAAGAGCAAAAACAAAACUAAACGAAAAAAAAAAACAAAAACAACAAAACUAAAACAACAACAAAAA